AUGGCGAGUUCUCUAUCCGCAGCCACAGUUUACUCACUCAAUCCAGACCCGGUUGCGUCUUCUUUAAAUUCCGCCAAGCUUGCUCACCUAUCUUCUCUGCAGUUCCCCAGAGCGUUACGCGGAUUUGGCAUAAAAAAUCAAGUCGCCGAAUCCAGGCGUAACCCCAGAAAUCUUCCUCUUGUGGUGGAAGCAAAGAAGCAAACAUUUUCCACUUUUGAUGACUUGCUAGAAAAUUCCGACAAACCAGUGUUGGUUGACUUCUAUGCUACCUGGUGCGGUCCUUGCCAGUUUAUGGUGCCCAUUCUCAAUGAAGUUGGGACUACCUUGAAAGAUAAGAUCCAAGUGGUGAAAAUUGAUACUGAGAAAUACCCAAGUAUUGCAGACAAAUAUAGAAUUGAGGCUCUCCCAACAUUUAUCUUAUUUAAAGACGGAAAACCUCAUGACCGUUUUGAGGGUGCUCUUACGGCUGACCAACUAAUACAGCGGAUUGAAGCCUCACUGCAAGUCAAACAGUAG
Messenger RNA from Oldenlandia corymbosa var. corymbosa, 516 nucleotides. The record is from the annotation of a GenBank genome assembly. NCBI's taxonomy places the organism in Eukaryota, Viridiplantae, Streptophyta, Magnoliopsida, Gentianales, Rubiaceae.